Molecule: messenger RNA, 1461 nt
Organism: Equus quagga
Lineage: Eukaryota; Metazoa; Chordata; Mammalia; Perissodactyla; Equidae
Product: HLA class I histocompatibility antigen, alpha chain G-like
Exons: 8
Coding region: 46-1200 (384 amino acids)
Biological process (GO): antigen processing and presentation of endogenous peptide antigen via MHC class I via ER pathway, TAP-independent; antigen processing and presentation of endogenous peptide antigen via MHC class Ib; immune response
Cellular component (GO): external side of plasma membrane
Molecular function (GO): signaling receptor binding; peptide antigen binding
Source: RefSeq, a predicted model, not a curated record
CUCCUCACCAACCAGUCGAACUCAGAUUCUCCCCAGACCCGGAGGAUGCGGCUCAUGGGGCCCCCAACCUUCCUCCUGCUGCUCUCAGGGGUUCUGGUCCUGACCCGGACUUGGGCAGGCUUCCACUCGCUGAGGUAUUUCCACACCGUCGUGUGCCGGCCCGGCCGUGAGGACCUCUACGUCUCGGUCGGCUACUUGGAUGACACGCAGUUCAUGCGGUUCGACAGCGAGGCUGCGAGUCAGAGAGUGGAGCCGCGGGCGCCGUGGAUGGAGCAGGAGGGGCCACAAUUUUGGGAAGAGCAGACUAAGAUUGCCAAGGAACACGCACAUGAUUCCAAAUCUAAUUUACGCUGGGUUCUGGGCUACUACAACCAGAGCGAGUCCGGGCCCCAUACGUUCCAGUGGACGUCUGGCUGCGACGUAGGCCCAGAUGGGCGACUCCUCCGCGGUUUUGAGCAGUUUGCCUACGACGGCGCUGACUACAUCGCUCUGAACGAGGACCUGCGCUCCUGGACCGCGAUGGACACUGCAGCGCAGAUAACCCAGCGCGAGUGGGAGGCGGGCGGACUUGCCGACCACUACCGGCUGUUCCUGGAGGAGGACUGCGUGGAGCGGCUCCUCAGUUACCUGGAGAAGGGGAAGGAGGUGCUGCAGCGGACGGAUUCCCCAAAGACACACGUGACCCACCACCCCAUCUCUGACCGUGAGGUCACCCUGAGGUGCUGGGCCCUGGGCUUCUACCCUGCGGAGAUCACCCUGACCUGGCAGCGUGAUGGGGAGGACCUGACCCAGGACACGGAGUUUGUGGAGACCAGGCCUGCAGGGGACGGGACCUUCCAGAAGUGGGCGGCUGUGGUGGUGCCUUCUGGAGAGGAGCAGAGAUACACGUGCCAUGUGCAGCAUGAGGGGCUACCUGAGCCCAUCACCUGGAGAUGGGAGCCGCCUCUUGAGUCCCCCAUCCUCAUUGUGGGCGUCAUUGCUGGCAUGGGUCUCCUUGGAGCUGUGGUGGCUGGUGCCGUGAUCUGGAGGAAGAAGCACUUAGGACUAGGUGAUUCCUUUAGGACCUCAUGGCCCUGCCUGCUUCCUGGCUUCUCACAGAAUGUUUUCUUCCCACAGGUGGAAACAGAGGGAGCUACACUCAGUCUACAAGCAGUGACAGUGCCCAGAGCCCUGUCUGAUGUGUCUCUCAUGGCAGUGUGAGCCUUUUUGGAAACUAAGUGAUGCAAGAUGUGUUCACACCCUCACUCGGUGACUUCAAGAACGCUGACUUCUCUUUCUGCAGAUGGCAUCUGAAUGUGUCUGCGUUCCUAUUAGCAUAAUGUGAAGAGGUAGGGAGACUAGCCCACUCUUGCCCACCGGGACCCCCACCCCACACACACCAUCAUGUGAUAGUACCGUGGAUAUAUGUAUAUGCUCAAACUUGUUAAAUUGUAUAUAUUAAAUAUUUGCAGUUAUUUUUAU